UUUUUAUCCACAUUCCAUCCCCCUUUUUGAGCCCCCCGUUCCCACCCCACACCCACGGCCCCGCCCCCUCCGGUGAUCCCGCUCUGGGCCCCGCCCCUCUUUCUGAGCCGCCAAUCAGCGCGGGGUUUGCAUUAAAGCUCCGCCCCCUAUGCGCAAGGCGGGGCUACGGCGGCCGCGCACACGUGGGGAGCGAUUGCGCUUGCGCAGAGCGGGGCUGGUACCGGGAGCGACACCGGGAGCGGAACCGGGAGCACGAGGGGAGACCGGGACCGGGCGGGCCGGGGUCGCCAUGGCGGGCCGGGGCCGCGGCCGGGGCCGGGGGCAGAUGACGUUUAACGUGGAGGCCGUGGGCAUCGGUAAGGGGGACGCGCUGCCGCCGCCCACCCUGCAGCCAGCGCCGCUCUUCCCGGCCCUGGAGCGCCGCGCGGCGCCGCUGCCCGGGGGCGAGGAGGGCGAGUACAUGCUGGCGCUGAAGCAGGAGCUGCGCCGGGCCAUGAAGGGGCUCCCGUACUUCGUCAAACCGGGGGCGCCCCGCAGAGACAUCGAGCGCUACUCGGACAAGUACCAGCUCUCCAGCCCUGUGGACAACGCCAUCGACUGGAACCCAGACUGGCGGCGGCUCCCGCGGGAGCUGAAGAUCCGCGUGCGGCGGCUGCGCAAGGCCCGUGCCCCCGGGCCUGUCCCCAAGCCGCAGGUGGCGCUGGACAAGGACGAGGCCAUCAAGAAGCUCGAGAGCCUGGAGAAGAAGGAGGAGGAGGUGACAUCCGAGGAGGAGGAGGAGAAGGAGGAGGAGGAGGAAGGCAAGGAGGAGGAGGAGGAGGAGUACGAUGAGGAAGAGCACGAGGAGGAGACCGACUACGUGCUGUCCUACUUCGACAACGGGGAGAGCUUCGGGCCCGACAGCGACGACAACGGCGACGAGGCCGUGUACUGACCCCAAAGGGGCACUGCACCCCAAAAACGGGCACUGCACCCCAAAAAUGGGUACUGACCCCAAAAUGGGCACCCCAAAAUGGGUACUGACCCCAAAAAUGGGUACUGACCCCAAAAAUGGGCACCCCAAAAGGGGUACUGACCCCGAAAGGGGCACUGAACCCCAAAAAUGGGCACCCCAAAAUGGGUACUGACCCCAAAAAUGGGUACUGACCCCGAAAGGGGCACUGCACCCCAAAAACGGGCACUGACCCCAAAAUGGGCACCCCAAAAUGGGUACUGACCCCAAAAACGGGCACCCCAAAAUGGGUACUGACCCCGAAAGGGGCACUGAACCCCAAAAACGGGUACUGACCCCAAAAAUGAGCACUGACCCUAAAAACUGGCAUUGACCCCAAAAAUGGGCAAUGAUCCCCAAAAUGGGCACUGAACCCAAAAUGGGCACUGACCCUAAAACUGAGCACCCCGACCGGGCCCAUCCUAUUGGGGUCCCUGUUCCUCCCCUUGGGGACAUUGGGGUGACAUUGGGGUCCCCUUGAGGACAUUGGGGUGACAUUGGGGUCCCCUUGGGGACAUUGGGGUGCAUUGGGGUCCCUAUUCCGCCUUUGGAGACAUUGGGGUGACAUUGGGGUCCCCUUGGGGACAUUGGGGUGCAUUGGGGUCCCCGUUCCCCCCUUGGGGACAUUGGGGUCCCCCUUGUCCUGUCAUUCCCUUUGUCACCACCAGGCGGCGCCGGCGCUCCAGGCCCGGGGUGGGGGGGGCGGGACCCCCUCAAAUUUUGGGGCUUUUUUUGGGUGAAUUUUGUGUGAAUUUUAAAAUAUUUUUGGUAUUUCUG
Zonotrichia leucophrys gambelii is the source of this 1768-nucleotide messenger RNA. RefSeq names its product RNA polymerase III subunit GL (gene POLR3GL). Lineage: Eukaryota; Metazoa; Chordata; Aves; Passeriformes; Passerellidae. The coding region runs from base 149 to 934 and encodes 261 amino acids. Gene Ontology annotation, cellular component: RNA polymerase III complex. Gene Ontology annotation, biological process: transcription by RNA polymerase III. The transcript has 8 exons. The record is from RefSeq and is a predicted model, not a curated record.